AUGUAUACUACCGGACUGAAUCCGUUUUAUGCUUCUAAUUUUAGUCUUUGGUCUGCGUAUUGCUCCAGUGGUUUUUCAUUGGAUUCGAUGAAGAAGCCGUCUUUUUGCAUCGCUGACAUAUUACACGUCGGAGACGCUGAAAAUAUCUCUGGAUCUUCCGCUAUAAUGGCUCAUAUGGGUCCCCGUGCUCCGGUUCACGCUUCUGGAUCUCCCCUGCGCCCUUCCCCGGUUACCCAGGAGCCGUCUGUUUUCAGCUCCAGGGUGAGCUCUGCGUCCCCGUAUCACAGGCACGGAUUACAUUUAACUUCUGUUUCGCGAGUCACUCUGAACUCUCCCCAAGCCCCUGCACCGUCAAGCAAAGACCUAAAGUUUGGGAUUGAUCGCAUUUUAUCUACAGACUUUGACCCAAAAGCCAAAGAGACUUCAAGUUUAAGAGAUCUCACUUCAAUUGUUAGCACGAACCGUCAGUCAGGGAUGCAUCUCUCUAUGCCGCCUUCUACAAGCCAGUACUUUACGCCCUUAGAACCCAGGAUGAGCGACGCGCCCACCAUGAUGAGCUCGUUAGGCAGCGCGGCCAGGCAAUCAGGACAGCAUCAGUUACAGGAUACCUUUCCAGGUCCGUACGCAGUGCUUACCAAAGACACGAUGCCACAGACGUACAAAAGGAAGCGAUCCUGGUCACGAGCGGUGUUUUCCAACCUGCAGCGAAAAGGGCUUGAGAAACGAUUCGAAAUACAAAAGUAUGUCACCAAACCUGACAGGAAACAGCUCGCCGCGAUGCUGGGCCUGACCGAUGCGCAGGUGAAAGUAUGGUUCCAAAACAGGCGGAUGAAAUGGAGGCACUCGAAGGAAGCCCAGGCACAGAAAGACAAGGAGAAGGAGCAGUCCGACAAGCCGCUGACAGAAGGGGAGCAGAAGGAGCAGGAGUCCGAGUGCGAAAGCGAAGCGAGUGAGUGCGAUUUGGACGAGACGCCGGAGCGCAGUGACGUGGACAUUGCGGAGCACAAUAAGCGAAGCGUCAUCAUGAACGGGGCUCCCCCCGCCAGCGCUGAGGAGGCGGCGCCGCUCAGCGCGGCCACGGAAGCGCCCGCGUCCUAGCGAGGGUGCGCUAGUGGCGCCCUGGAAGGUAAUUUUUAUCUGUGAAGUAUUUAAUAUGAAGCCUAUCGAAAUGUCCGAAAUUGAACUCAACAAAAAGGGAAUUUUAAAAUCGUCUUGUGAAAAAUUGAUUGGAAGGCGGCCCAAAGACAUAGUUUUAUUCAGGACUGUUGGUAGCUACCCCGAUAUAUUUGUUAUUUUUUCCACAUGUAAUUGAACCUCCUGUCUUCAAAAUAAUCCCCUAAAUAUGUUAUUUUGUAAAUGUGAUUUUUUUCAGUUUUGAUAAGCGUAAAAGUGUACAAAUAUAUUGUCUAAACUUAUUUGCACUGAAAAUAAUGUACAUAAUGUUUCUUACUGUUUUCAGAUUGUAUUCGUAAAAACCUAAUGAUUUCCAUUAAAAGUUUCUGUCAAAACAGCAA
Messenger RNA from Brienomyrus brachyistius, 1514 nucleotides. RefSeq names its product H2.0-like homeo box 1 (Drosophila) (gene hlx1). The coding region runs from base 1 to 1098 and encodes 365 amino acids. Lineage: Eukaryota; Metazoa; Chordata; Actinopteri; Osteoglossiformes; Mormyridae. The transcript is spliced from 4 exons. Gene Ontology annotation, biological process: regulation of DNA-templated transcription. The record is from RefSeq and is a predicted model, not a curated record. Gene Ontology annotation, molecular function: DNA-binding transcription factor activity, RNA polymerase II-specific; sequence-specific DNA binding.